Molecule: messenger RNA, 997 nt
Organism: Thamnophis sirtalis
Lineage: Eukaryota; Metazoa; Chordata; Lepidosauria; Squamata; Natricidae
Gene: PRDX4
Product: peroxiredoxin 4
Biological process (GO): cell redox homeostasis; hydrogen peroxide catabolic process; cellular response to stress
Cellular component (GO): cytosol; endoplasmic reticulum
Molecular function (GO): thioredoxin peroxidase activity
Source: RefSeq, a predicted model, not a curated record
CUUCCCCUGCCCUGCCCUGCCUUCCCCUUUAUUCUGCCAGCUGGGCCAGCGAGACGUGCGGCUAUGGAGGUUGAAAGGCUAACGCGCGGUCCUCCGAACGAAAGCCAGGAGGUAGCGCGACUGAACGGGUGGCGCCGGCGGUUGAAACCCGUUUUAGAACCGUUAGCAGUCUGCUCCCUGGUUUUGCUGAUAUUGGCGGCCACGAUGCCGUUGGUGGGCGCCGCUGAGGCUGCCCAGAGCUUCGGCUACGGCGACGAGAAGUGCCACUACUACGCCGGGGGCGAGGUGUAUCCUGGCGAGGCAUCGCGGGUGCCCGUCAAAGACCACUCACUCCACCUCAGCAAGGCCAAGAUUUCUAAACCAGCACCUGACUGGGAGGGAACAGCUGUCAUCAAUGGAGAGUUUAAAGAACUGAAAUUAGCAGAUUUUGGAGGAAAAUAUGUUAUUUUCUUCUUUUAUCCUCUUGAUUUUACAUUUGUGUGUCCAACGGAAAUAAUAGCAUUUAGUGACAGAAUUGAAGAAUUCAGAGCAAUUGAUGCUGAAGUGGUAGCUUGCUCAGUAGAUUCACAGUUCACUCAUUUAGCAUGGAUAAAUACACCACGAAAACAAGGAGGACUUGGACCAGUGAAGAUACCUCUGCUUUCUGAUUUGACACACCAGAUUUCAAAAGACUAUGGUGUUUAUCUAGAGGACCAAGGACAUGCUCUUAGAGGUCUAUUUAUUAUUGAUGACAAGAAAAUUCUUCGACAAAUAACAAUGAAUGAUCUUCCUGUUGGCAGAUCAGUAGAUGAAACCCUUCGUCUAAUACAAGCAUUCCAGUAUACUGACAAACAUGGAGAAGUUUGUCCUGCUGGCUGGAAACCAGGCAGUGAAACAAUAAUUCCAGAUCCAGCGGGGAAAUUGAAGUAUUUUGGUAAAGUGAACUGACUGCUCUCUUCUAAACAGUUUACCUUUCAACUAAAAAUUAUAAAUAAAAUUCCAUUAAUUUUGUUAAUAA